This is a messenger RNA of Cuscuta campestris, 839 nucleotides long. The record is from the annotation of a GenBank genome assembly. NCBI's taxonomy places the organism in Eukaryota, Viridiplantae, Streptophyta, Magnoliopsida, Solanales, Convolvulaceae.
GAUAUCUUCAUCUUCUUCUUCUUUGAGUUCUCACACAAUAUCCCGCCCGGCUCUUAAAAAUGGCGUCUUUAGAGCCCAAUUUAUCGGUAGAAGUUCAGUAUUUCAAGCAAAAUCGAAGAAGGAUAUGAAGGAGGAGGAGGUGGGGUUUAGAGCAACUGAAGUUGAACAAGAAGAUAAAGCCACUUCUGGUGCAUUACCAUCUCCUACUAUACUCCCAUCACUUGAUAAAGAACUCAACAAGGCAGUCCAAAAGACUGCUGCAACGUUUGCACCAAGAGCUUCAACCGCCACAAAGAAUCCAGCUGUUCCUGGAACCACAUUAUACACUGUGUUUGAAGUCCAGGGAUAUGCCUCUAUGUUGCUGGGAGGGGCUCUUUCUUUCAAUCUCAUUUUCCCAUCAAAUGAUCCGGACAUCUGGAGACUCAUGGGGAUGUGGUCCAUCUGGAUGUUUAGUAAGUGCCCUAAUCAGCUGAUCUAUCUGCUAUAUAUACAAUGCCAAUGCAGAUAGGGUUCUAAGUUAAAUGGGAAAUGUGUUGGUGAAAUCUAUUGCAGUGAUGACUUGUACAUUGUGCAUACUUUCUUGUACACUAGACAUUUUUAUUUGAUUUUACCUUUUCUAAUCCUUUUGCACUCUUUAUUAUGUUAUCAAGGACGCUAAAUAGUGCUGUGCAAUUUAUUAACUUUUACAUUAUGUUUACUUGCUUGCACAUGUAAAAGCUUUCUGGGUUUCUGGUCAUGUAUUUGUUCUGUAUGCCUGAUUAUUGAUGUUUUCUAUUAGUUUUGUGUCUUUUAUUGUACAUUUGUAUCGAGCAUUUAUUUAAUAACAGACUAUGUUAGUG